This is a messenger RNA of Westerdykella ornata, 1027 nucleotides long. RefSeq lists its product as uncharacterized. Gene Ontology annotation, molecular function: transferase activity, transferring alkyl or aryl (other than methyl) groups. The record is from RefSeq and is a predicted model, not a curated record. Lineage: Eukaryota; Fungi; Ascomycota; Dothideomycetes; Pleosporales; Sporormiaceae. The coding region runs from base 1 to 993 and encodes 330 amino acids. The transcript has a single exon. Gene Ontology annotation, cellular component: membrane.
AUGGCCAGUCGCAGUGCUAACUCCUUCAAGGUCUCGAUCCACAAGGAUACUGUCGAUAUCCUCAAUCUCCAACGCCAGGCCGUCCGCUUCCUCCACGCCCUCCACUUAAUCACCUGCGACCAGAUCUACGACGUAAUCAUCCCAUCCACCAUAUUUGCCCUGAGCGCCUACUUCUCAGGGCCACUCCUAUCACUACCAUCUCCCUCUCUCAGCCUGCUACUAUCUCGCCUCCCCGUGGUAAUAUCCUGGCUCUACCUCCUCGUCGCCCAAUUCUGCCUCCACAACCAGCGCCACUCCGAAUCCAUCGAAGAAGACCUCAUCAACAAACCCUGGCGCCCCCUCCCCUCCGGCCUCAUCACCCAAGCCGAAGCACACUGCCUCCUCGGCCUAACCUACACCCUCCUCAUCGCACUCACCCCCAUCCAUUUCGGCCUCAUCGUUUUCAAAAUCUGGCUCAUGUACACUGCGCUCGUGCUGGCGUACAACGAGUUCGGCGGCAGCGAUGCGCACGGCGUGAUUCGCAAUGCGCUGAAUGCCGGGGGCUAUGCUUGUUUCUUCUCGAGUAGCUUGCAGGUAGCGCUGGGGCAGGACGUGGGUUUGACGAGGGAUGCGUGGGGCUGGAUUGUGAUGCUGGUGACGGCGUUGUUUACGACGUUUCAUAGUCAGGAUUUUAGGGAUGAGGAGGGGGAUCGGGUUAGGGGCAGGAAGACGGUGAUUUCGGCGUUGGGAAAUACGGCUGCAAGAUAUUUGCUUGCUGGGGCUGUUACUGGGUGGUCUAUUUUACUACCUUGUUGGUUCGGGUUCGACUUGGUGAGGUGGAAUCUUGGGAAUCUUGGGUUGGGGUGCGUGGGGAUCUCGGCAGCUGGGGUGGUGGGCAUGACGGUCAUGGGACUUGGGCGGAAGAGGGAUCGGAAGUUGGAUGCAAGAAUGUAUAAGACUUGGUGUGUAUGGAUGGUUGCGGUAUGUAUGCUUCCAAUGUUUGCGACAUUUUAGGACGGAUAGAUCAAGAAAUUGGGAGACGGUAGGG